AUGUUUCGAGCCUCUGCGCUCUGGCUCCGCGGCCAAUACAAGACGCGCCUCAAGAAGCGCAUGGUCGGCUUCAUCCCCAAAGUAAUUCCGCGCAAAAUUAAGAACAACAUGGUGGCGCUCCGCAGUGAGGCCAACACAGGACACAUGGAGGGAUAUCUAAAAACGGAGGUGGAGCGGCUUGAUGCCACUGGGCGCAAGGUGCAGAAGGUUCUCUGGGACCCCGUGUUGCAGCGGCACUGUCUGUUCAAAGAGACAAAGAUCAAAGGGCCCUUUAUGACCAAGUCGGCGAUAGCGAGGAAGGUUGACUUCCCCAUUGGUGAAGCGGCGACAAAUACCAAGAAGUAG
Trypanosoma grayi is the source of this 345-nucleotide messenger RNA. RefSeq lists its product as hypothetical. NCBI's taxonomy places the organism in Eukaryota, Euglenozoa, Kinetoplastea, Trypanosomatida, Trypanosomatidae. The record is from RefSeq and is a predicted model, not a curated record. Bases 1 to 345 code for a protein of 114 amino acids. The transcript has a single exon.